This is a messenger RNA of Pseudogymnoascus destructans, 3726 nucleotides long. RefSeq lists its product as uncharacterized. Gene Ontology annotation, biological process: transcription-coupled nucleotide-excision repair. Gene Ontology annotation, molecular function: ATP-dependent chromatin remodeler activity; ATP binding. The coding region runs from base 1 to 3726 and encodes 1241 amino acids. Gene Ontology annotation, cellular component: nucleus. NCBI's taxonomy places the organism in Eukaryota, Fungi, Ascomycota, Leotiomycetes, Thelebolales, Thelebolaceae. The record is from RefSeq and is a predicted model, not a curated record. The transcript has a single exon.
AUGCCGCUCAACUCCACCGCACAGGCGGAUGUUGAGCCGAACCAUUCUUCGCACGAUAGACCCUCAGAGGGCGUUACGAACAUUGAUGGCGAUGCCAAAAAUACGACUGCCGAGGCUGAUACUGCUACCACUCCUCCACAUGCGCCACCGCCGGACGCUGAUGGAACCACAAGCCCUGGCGAUAGCAUGGAUGAGAUUUUGGGGGGCUUGACGGAAGGGAUUCGCAAUCAAGAAGACAUACAGAGAGACAUCACAGCUCGAGCGAACAUCGCACUGGUGGCGCAAGAGGACGAGAGAGAUGAAAAGAGAAUAGAGAGGGCGACUACGAACAGGGAUAGGUUGGUGAAUCAAAAGCAGAAACAGUUGCGACGCCUGGACCUGAUCACCACAACGUCGACACAAAAGAAGGCCAUCAGGGAAGAGAUCGCGGAUAUUGACGAAAAAGUGGCUGGUCUUAAUAAUGACAUCGUUCAGUCCCAAGAGCGAAUUCAACUGCGACAUAUGCAAAAGGAUGGUGCAGACAAGAACGAUGGCGAGGUUUCUACCGCAAAUAGGCGAAUGCCAAAUGAAAGCCAGCGCGACUUCCUCAUCAGGACUGGCAAGAUCACACCGUUUUCCAGGAUGGAAGCUAGGCCGACCGAAGGGCCGACAGGAGAACUGACAAACAUUUUGAUGGAGGCUGAACAGGCAGCCGAGCUUCCUGGAGUGACUGAUGACCAGUCAGCCGAGCAGAGGUCUCAUCAAUUUCUGAGAAAGCCCGGCUUCGAAGACAUCAGCGAGGUCAGCAGUCCAACCGAUGAGGAUUCUGGACUUUCUCGCCCUCGUAAAAAGCGCCGUGUUGGAGAUGGGAGUGCUAUCACAUCAGCUGAAGCAUCAGAUGGAGAGAUUAUUCCGGAUUCUGCGAGACCUCGGAAAUCUCCAGGCGCUGAUUCGUCUUAUACACCAGAUAUAAUAGAUGGAGAUUUCAUUGUUGGCGACGAAGAAGAAGAGGACGAUGACGAAGGCAUUCUUGAUAUUGGUCGAGCCGUGAAGAAGGCGGCCAAAGGAAAAGCCAAAGCAAAGGAUCUGAUAGAAAAGGUUGUCGACGAUGGCAACGAAGCCGACUACCAGAAGCGAUUAAAGAGCUGGGUGGCUAAGCGCAGUCGAGCUCGCCGCAUGAAACUUGGAGAGGCAGCGGAUAUUGAUGACGGGGAAGAGGAGUGGUUCAAGCGAAGUCCUGAUGCCCCUGACCACCAUUUACCGAAUGACUUGAGGCUUCCUGGAGAUAUCUAUCCAGCUUUAUAUGAUUACCAGAAGACCGGUGUCCAAUGGCUUGGCGAACUGUAUGCAUCCCAAGUCGGAGGUAUUGUGGGAGAUGAGAUGGGUCUUGGAAAAACAAUUCAAGUCGUCUCUUUCAUAGCGGCACUCCAUUUCAGCAAACAGCUCAACAAACCCGUUAUCGUUGUGGCCCCUGCGACAGUUCUUCAACAGUGGGUGAACGAAUUUCACAGAUGGUGGCCUGCACUCCGGGUGUCUAUAUUACACACCUCGGGCAGUGGAAUGCUUAAUGUUCGUCAAGAGGGUCGCGUUGAAGAUGAGGAGGAGGACAUCACGCGCACCCGCGGGGGAAAGAAAGAGCCAAAGGCCAAAAAGGCUGCAAAGCGCAUUGUGGACCGUGUUAUAAAGCAAGGCCACGUCCUUGUCACCACCUACGCCGGUCUCCAAACAUACGGCGACUUACUCGUCCCUGUGGAAUGGGGCUACGCUGUGCUGGAUGAAGGGCACAAGAUUCGAAACCCGAACACGACUGUCACCAUUUAUUGCAAGGAGUUACAAACUCCAAACCGUAUUAUUCUCUCCGGUACGCCACUGCAGAAUAACUUGAUCGAGCUUUGGUCAUUGUUUGACUUCAUCUACCCAAUGCGCCUGGGAACAUUGGUUAAUUUCCGCAAUCAAUUUGAGAUUCCAAUCAAACUUGGUGGCUAUGCCAAUGCAACCAAUCUUCAAAUUCUGACAGCUACGAAAUGUGCGGAGACCUUGAAAGAAGUUAUCGGGCCUUACCUAAUCCAAAGACUGAAGGCGGAUGUUGCAUCUGACCUUCCAAAGAAGACAGAACAGGUGCUAUUUUGCAAGCUCACAAAGCCACAAAGACAAGCAUACGAGGAGUUCUUGAAAUCGGAAGAGAUGGUGUCAAUUCUCAACCGCACGAGACAGUCGCUGUAUGGAAUCGAUAUUCUGCGCAAGGUUUGCAACCACCCGGAUCUCUUAGAGCCGCGGUUACGGAACAGAGCUGGGUACAAAUGGGGAAAUGCAAACAAAUCUGGCAAGAUGCAAGUCGUCAAGGCUUUGAUUAUGAUGUGGAAAGCGAAAGGCGACAAGAUACUUCUCUUUAGCCAGGGUGUGCAGAUGCUCAACAUCAUCGAAGAGUUUGUGAAGAGCCUUGGAGGGUUCACCUAUUUGCGUAUGGAUGGUGGCACCCCUAUCAAGGAACGCCAGACUAUGGUCACGAACUUCAAUGAGAAUCCGGGUAUAAACAUAUUCCUCCUUACGACAAAGGUGGGCGGCCUUGGUGUGAACUUGACCGGUGCAAAUCGUGUGAUCAUCUUUGACCCUGACUGGAAUCCUUCCACCGAUGUCCAAGCACGCGAGAGAGCUUGGCGUCUUGGACAAAAGAAAGAAGUUACCAUCUAUCGCCUGAUGAGUGCUGGAACGAUCGAAGAAAAGAUCUACCAUCGACAAAUUUUCAAGCAGUUUCUGGCUGACAAGAUUUUGAAAGACCCAAAACAACGUCAAACAUUUCACAUGAAAGACCUUUAUGACCUUUUCACUCUUGGAUCUUCGGAGGACAGUACUACUGAGACAGGAGAGAUAUUUAAGGGGACAGAAGUGAAAUUUAAGAGAGAAGUGGAACCGGUUCUAGAUUACGACGGCACGAGCAUAAUGCCUUCUCAAGAUAUUCCACUAAGAAACGCAGUAUCUCAAGCCGCCAACGCCGAGACUGCCAAGAAUCUCAUUGCAGGGAAAGUCACAGACCCCCUAGCUUCCACCGACGGCGAGGUCCUGCCAUCCAACCUCGAGCGUGACGAGGUGGGCAACUUCAUCGGUAUCGCUAAAAUGGAAGACUUCCACGACGAAGACGAGGGCAAGACCUCCACGGAAGAAUCUCGCAUCAUGGAAGGCAUCUUCGCUCGCUCAGGAGUCCACUCUGUCCUCCAACACGACAAGAUCAUCAACGGCAAGCGCGUCGUCCAAGCCGACCGCAUCAUUAUCGAACGCGAAGCCAAGCGCAUCGCAGCUGAAGCAGCAGCUGAACUUCGUCGAUCCGGGGAAGAAGCACGCAAUGUCCCCAUCGGCACAGUUACCUGGACUGGCCAGGUUGGCGAAGCUGGGCGACCUGCCCCAGCGAGACGUAGAGGUCCUGGUGCUUCGGGCGUGCUGCAGGGUUUGAAUGAGAGACAAGGCUCUGGUUCUGCUCUCAGCAGCUCUGGAAGCUCGAGGAGUGGUACACCGACCAGUGGGACACGUGGGCCGAGGGGCAAGGAUUUCCUGAAGCUGAUUAGGGAUUACAUCCGCAUUCAAGGUGGAAGCGUCCCGUCCCAGAUGCUUGUGGUGCAUUUCGGGAAUAUGUGCAGAACGCCCCAACAGACGGCCGAUUUUAAGGCGAUGUUGGACGAGGUUGCGGAAAUCAAGCGGCCGAAUGGACUGAAUUCGCGGGGAAGAUGGGAGUUGAGGGAUGAAUUUAAAUGA